Gekko japonicus is the source of this 1449-nucleotide messenger RNA. RefSeq names its product BCL2 associated athanogene 4 (gene BAG4). Lineage: Eukaryota; Metazoa; Chordata; Lepidosauria; Squamata; Gekkonidae. Gene Ontology annotation, cellular component: cytosol; membrane; cytoplasm. The coding region runs from base 10 to 1296 and encodes 428 amino acids. Gene Ontology annotation, biological process: protein stabilization. Gene Ontology annotation, molecular function: protein-folding chaperone binding; adenyl-nucleotide exchange factor activity. The transcript is spliced from 5 exons. The record is from RefSeq and is a predicted model, not a curated record.
GAGCCGCUAAUGGCGGCCGCGUUGAGGAGAUUGUUACAUGGUACGGAAGUGGAACGAGUCCGGCCGGAGCCGGAACCUCCUCCGCCACCAUGGGGCAUGGAGACCCGCAGGUGCCCUGUGCAUGGCUGCGGGGGUAGUAGGGGGGAGAGAGUCACUCGUGGCGACAGUGGCGGUUUCCAGGAGCAGCCCUCUUACACAGGAUAUGGUUCUCACUACUGGAAUUCACAGCCCAGAGCUUCUUACCCCAAUCCAUAUCCUGCUGGACCUGAGCUCCAAGGCCAGGGGAUCGAUCAUUCCUAUACAAAUGGCGUUUAUGGCACUCCAUACUCAGCUCCUGGGACAGGACCUCCUCCGUAUCCCAAUCUUCCACAAUCAAAUACCUAUUAUUCUACAGGGCAUCCUCCUGUCCCUUAUUCUACAGAGUCUCCUGGAUUGUACCAAUCUCAGUCACCAGCUUCCAACUGGAAUUACCCCCCACCUGACUGUCCAGCAGAAGGUUCUAUGGUGAGGAGGCAAGUGCCAGGAUAUGCCCAGCCUCCGACACCUGGCUUUCCUGUCCCACCCCAUCCAUAUGGUGACUGCAAUCAUGGUAUUCCUCAACAGGGGCCACCGCCACCCCAGCCAAGGCUUCAAGAUUCAACAUGGCGGGCUCCUGGCGUUUAUGGGAUGCAGCCUCCUUAUGGUUGGUCUCCUGCAUCAACAGGACAUGGGAAUCGAUAUGCUGCUGAAUCCUCUUCACCUUGGCCUGCCAAUGGAGCAUCUGCUCCACAUCCUCAAAUUAACAGUGCAAAGGACUCCUCUUACAACCAAUUGGAGCAAGGAACUAACCAGCACAGCUACUUCCCUGAAGCCACUCAUCUGCCUCCUGGGACCAUGAAUGAUCACAAGCUGGCGCAGCAUGACACUAAGCCACAUGCUUCCAACACCAAAGUGCAGUACAGUGCGCAGCCCCAGCUAUAUAAUAAUGUACAGAAAAAGUCGCCUGUGGCUGUUGACCAUGGAUCAGGUUUCAAAACCAACGGGCAGCUUCCAUCAGAACUAUCAGAUGUGCAGCCAGGAGUUCGAAAGGUUAUAGGGGUUAUGGAAGGGGUUGAACUGCUAGAGGAAGAGGUGGAUGAAUUUGUCGGAAAAAAAACGGACAAAGGCUACCGGCUACUAGAGGAAAUGCUGACCAAGAAGCUGUUGGAGCUGGACUCCAUAGAGACAGGAGGUCAGGAGAGUGUACGCCAGGCAAGGAAAGAGGCUGUUCACAGAAUCCAGGCCAUACUGGAAGAACUGGAAAGAAAGGGGCUUUAAGUUGGGGAUAGCAGCAGUCCUAAGGCCUGGAGUUCUCAAAGAACUGUGUCUUUGUUCAUUCCCCAGCUCUUUUGACAUCAAAAGCAAUAAGUGGUAACUUGAUUUUAAAAUCACAUGGUAAAUUGACGAAGACUAAAUUCUUAGCCUGAUGAU